Messenger RNA from Perognathus longimembris pacificus (Pacific pocket mouse), 1827 nucleotides. RefSeq names its product caspase 8 (gene Casp8). The record is from RefSeq and is a predicted model, not a curated record. Gene Ontology annotation, molecular function: cysteine-type endopeptidase activity; protein binding. The coding region runs from base 144 to 1574 and encodes 476 amino acids. The transcript is spliced from 10 exons. NCBI's taxonomy places the organism in Eukaryota, Metazoa, Chordata, Mammalia, Rodentia, Heteromyidae. Gene Ontology annotation, biological process: proteolysis; regulation of apoptotic process; apoptotic process.
GUAGUUAGGAUUACAGCUUGUUAAGACCUAAAGGUUUUGCCCAGGCUGGAUUUGGAUCCAGGUAUUCCUACUUCUGCCGCUGGAGUAGUUAGGAUUGCAGGCAGGUACCAGUUGCAUCUCCACUUUCCUAACUCGUGCCAGAAAUGGAUUUCAGUGGAUAUCUUUACAAUAUCGCAGAAGAACUGGUCAGUGAUGAGUUGGCCUCCCUCAAGUUUCUGAGCCUGGACCACAUCCCACAAAAGAAGCAGGAGCCCAUCAAGGAUGCCUUGACAUUAUUUGAGAUAUUGCAGGAGAAGGGAAUGUUGGAUGAUGACAAUCUGUUCUUCCUGAAGGAGCUGCUUUUCCAAAUUAGUAGAAUAGACCUCCUGCAAAAAUUUCUGGGCACAAAUAAGGAAAACAUGGAGAAGGAGCUCCAGACUCGAGGCAGGGCUCAGAUUUCUGCCUACAGGGUCAUGCUUUUUCAGAUUUCAGAGAAUGUAACCAUGCUGGAAUUGAAGGCUUUUAAGUUUUUGUUAAGCGAGAAGCUCCCCAAGUGUAAACUGAAUGAUGACAUGAGUUUGCUUGAUAUUUUUAUGGAGAUGGAGAAGAGGGCCCUUCUAGGGAAGAGAAAUUUAAAUACCCUGAAGGAAAUCUGUGAACAAAUCAAGAAGAGCCUACUGAUCAUAAUAAAUGAUUAUGAAUCAAAUAGAGAUGACAUGACAGAGGGAAGCAUGAGCCUUGAAAGAAGUCCAGAUUCGUUUUCGGAUGGGAAUGUGCCCAAUAGAAUGCCAGCAAUGCCAGGAUUUCCAGGAGAAGACAGCAAGUCAGAGACAUUGGACGACGUUUACCAAAUGAAAAACAAACCUCGAGGGUACUGUUUGAUCUUCAACAAUUACGAUUUUAGCAAGGCACGGAAGUUAUCUUCAUUUCAGCAAAUGAAGGAUAGGAAUGGAACAGAAUGGGAUGAAGAGUCUUUGACCCAGACCUUUAAGGAUCUUCAUUUUGAGACUGUACUUUUCAAAAAUUCCACAGCAGUGGAGAUCAAAAAGGCUCUGCAAUUCUACCAAAAUGCGGACCACGGUGAGAAGGAUUGCUUCAUCUGCUGUAUCCUGUCCCAUGGAGACAGGGGCAUUGUCUAUGGCACUGAUGGAAAGAAGGCCAACAUCUAUGACCUCAUUUCUUAUUUCACCAGUUCCAAUUGCCCUUCACUGGUUGGAAAACCGAAAAUCUUUUUUAUUCAAGCGUGUCAAGGGCAGAGCUAUCACAAAGCUGUACCCAUUGAGACUGACUCAGAGGACUUAGAACUAGACUUGGAAUGGCAAGAGAAAUACAUCCCUGAUGAGGCUGACUUUCUGCUGGGGAUGGCUACUGUGACAAACUGUGUAUCCUACCGAGAACCUAUGAAGGGGACGUGGUAUAUCCAAUCACUUUGCCAGAACCUGAGGGAAAUGUGUCCUCAAGGUGAUGAUAUCCUCACCAUCCUGACCAAAGUGAAUUACGAAGUGAGCGAGAAAACCGACAGGAAGAACAUGGGGAAACAGAUGCCUCAGCCUAUUUUCACACUAAGGAAAAAACUUUUUUUGCCUCCUAAUUGAUGCCAGCUCAGUGUUCAACACUAUACUUACUAAUUAAUGGCUAUUGCCAUUGCGCUUUUGUACUUUUUUUGGGGGGGUUGUAGGAAUAUGAAUCAGAACACUUCAGUUAUUUUAUGAUUUUGCAAAUACCUAUUUACUAUUAAAUAUAUUCAGAUAUGAUAUUAUUUUGUUUGUACUUUUUUUUUUUUUUGCCAGUCCUGGGGACUGAACUUAGGGCCUGGGCACUGUCCCUGAGCUUCUUUUGUUCAAGGUU